Messenger RNA from Camponotus floridanus (Florida carpenter ant), 4866 nucleotides. Its product is annotated as protogenin. NCBI's taxonomy places the organism in Eukaryota, Metazoa, Arthropoda, Insecta, Hymenoptera, Formicidae. Gene Ontology annotation, molecular function: protein binding. Gene Ontology annotation, biological process: axon guidance; cell-cell adhesion. The coding region runs from base 740 to 4345 and encodes 1201 amino acids. The transcript is spliced from 19 exons. The record is from RefSeq and is a predicted model, not a curated record. Gene Ontology annotation, cellular component: plasma membrane; axon.
CGCGCCGCCAGGCGGCGCUGGGGAACGAGGACGCCCGAGGGACGGCAAGAUGGCGAGCAGGAACGAACAAGUCGCGUGCUAAGGGAACGAGGACGCGCGAGCGAUAAACUUUCCGGGGGGGGGAAACCCCGAUAAAGCGGCUGGAUCCACAGGAGGACCGUCGACUGUCUCAUCUCGUUAUCCUCUCUCGAGAAUCCCGCGAGUGUUCACGCGUGCAUUAUUUCGUGCAUUCCGCUUCCCGCGCCUCGUCGCCCGGUUUCCGGUCAAUCCUUCUCUCCCUCAGCGUCCAUCGGCUUCGGGAUCAGAAUCAGGCGCGCGCCGCGCCGGUAUCGGGACGAUGUGAGCGUAUAUACACACGCGAAGUUAAACAGCGCGAGCGCGGGGAGGGGAGAGGCGGUGGCGGAAGAGAGGGAGGGCGCGGAGGAGGAGGAGAAGGGGGGGCGCUCGAGCUCGGCGAACGGAACGGCCGGCGACAGCGGAUGCUCCGUCCUCUCUCGGCUCCGAAGAGGCCGGCCCGAUCGACGUCUAAAGAUGCGGCGACGAAUCUUCCCCGUCAGCAGCUCGACGACGACGACGACGACGAGGAAGUCGAAGAAAACGACGAAUCGACGACGGCGAGCCACGGCCGCCGCGCUCCUCUGCCAGUGAAGCAACUAUAUACACACCAUACACAUACAUAUAUACAUAUAUACACGCGCGACCCAAGCACACACGCGCCGUUGCCGAUGAGCGCGGAUAUAUGGCGGCGCGAGUACUCUUGCUGAGCGUCUUGAUUACGGAAGUGCUGAAGCCAGCUUGUGCCGCAGGUGUUAAGGGUAUUGGAGGGAACAUCAGUGGUAGGAACGUGUCUAAACCAGAUAGUUCUGAUGUUGGUCUAACCAAGGGACUUGGAUUAACACUGGAAAUUCAACCUAGCGGCCAUGUGAUACUAGGAAAAAAGGGAAUCACGCUUAGUUGCAUAGCUGGUUCAAACGAGACUGUAUCUUGGUUGCACAAUGGACUACCAGCACCUCCAUGUGGUCUUACUCGCUGUGUUCUUCUUUCCAAUGGCUCUCUUCACUUUUACAAGAAACAAAAUUUACAAAUGCAAAAGUUCAAAGAAAAGGAAAGGAGUAGUAUUGUUAAUGCUAGAAACCACAAUAAGGAUGAAUAUCGUUGUGUAACACGUACCAGUUUAGGAGGUUUGAUACGGUCGGCUCCUACAUUUGUUCAAAUAGCAGAGUUUGCACAUACAUUUAAAGAAUCUCCAGAAAAUAUCACUGUUCAGGAAGGUGAAGUUGCAAGAUUAUCUUGCUUGAUAGACAGUGUUCCUUUCCCACCCAAUAUUACGUGGCAGCAUAACGAAACAUUGUUAUCUUAUCAUAACAAAUCAAAGUAUUCUAUGGUACCACCAGGUGUUCUGUAUAUAAGUGCAACGAAACUGUCAGAUGCUGGCUCAUACAGAUGCAUAGUCACAAAUGAAUUUUUAAAGAAGAAAAAGAGCAGAGAAGCAAAACUAACAGUUAUUUCAAGAAGAAAUGAUAACAGAUCGCAUACUCCAUCAGUUUUGUUUCCACAGACUUCUUACAAUUAUUGGCUACUCAACGGAUCAAAUCUUAAUCUGGCAUGUGCUGCAUCUGGUUAUCCAUUACCACUCAUAACAUGGUCAUUUAUUCCUCGUUAUAUAGCUAAUGUUACACAAUCUCGCAUCCUUUUUAAUUCUACUAUUGGCAUUGCUAUACUGUCAUUAACAAAUGUAAAUGUUUCCAAUGCUGGUGUCUAUUUAUGUUCUUCGAAAAAUCUUAUCACCAAUGAUUUAGAAAUACAGAAUGUAACUGUAGAUAUAUUGAUUCCACCAUCAUUUAUAAAAACGCCGACGAACCAAAUCUGUCCAAAUGGAAGAACAGCGAGAUUCGAGUGUCAGGCGCAGGGAUCACCCGUACCUCAAAUUUAUUGGCUGAAAGACUCGUUGAAUAUUACUAUCAAUGGUCGCAGAACGACUUACGUUAAGGAAUACAAUAAGAUAGAAUUAGCAAUAUCAGCGACGGUACCGUCUGAUUCUGGCAUAUACCAAUGUGUGGCGGUAAAUUCAGCGGGUGAAAUUUGGGCCGCUGGUCGGCUGCAAGUAAAUACGUCGCGCAAUAGUCCCGCCGCACCUACUUCUUUAAAAUGUCACGCUGUUUCACCAGUUAGAAUUUUAAUCUCGUGGGAACCACCAAAGUCUCUACCAUAUACCAGUAUUACAGCUUAUACCGUCCAUUACAGUCCUGUAGAAGGUGGUAAAGAGGAAGUCUCUCCGCCAGAACCAGGGAAUUCUACAUCUGUAGAAGUAACAAAGCUUCUUGAACCAUUUACAAAUUAUUCAUUUUACAUACGAGUGUGGAAUAAUUAUGGUGCUAGCGAUCAAUCAGCUACCAUUUUGUGUUCCACAGCUCCAAGUGUUCCUAAAGCCGCACCAAAAAUGAAUGUGGAUAUAAUCAGUAGUACAAAACUAAAUGUAUCAUGGGAGCCUUUGAGUAAAAAGGAAUCUCGCGGCGUUGUGGUGGAAUAUAAACUACAGUGGAGACUCCACCAGCAUCCAUCUGUCAGAAUACUUUUUCUACCUGCCACUAUUGAGUACCACAUACUUAUGGAUCUGAUACCCGGAGCACAAUAUGAUCUUCGAGUAUUGGCAAGAACAAAACAAGGCUGGCCAAAUAUUAGCGAGACACAAUUGAAUUGGAUUACUGUAACCAUGCCAUCUUCUGAAUCUAAUCAAUUUACUAUAAGGAAUAUUGUGGAUAUUCAAGUAUUAAUUGUAAACGCUUCGAUAAUUAAGAUGAAAUGGAAAAUUAAAUUCAAGCAAAAUGAUCAAAUUGAAUCAAAAUUUGAUUCUUGGCAAAUUUAUUGUGAAAAUCAAGAUGGUGAAAAAUUAGCUACUAUUCUUUUACCACAAAAUAUUACUGAAUAUCUGUUUACUGAUCUUGAUAUGAAUAUUUCUUAUACCAUGGGUUUGUGCAUGGUGAGUUUGGGUGAAGCAACAAGUUGCUUGACAAAACAUAUAGAGACUGCACAAUCCAAUAUUAAUACCAUACCAAUGUCUUUGGAGGCUAUUCCUGUCUCACCCACGUCCAUAAAUGUAACAUGGACAUUGUCUGAUAUGCAUAGUAUAGAUUCAUUUGAACUUUGUUAUCAUGCGGUUCAUGCACCUCCUGACAAUUCUGAAUGUUUUACCAUAGACGAUACAAAAAUAAAUGUUGACAAACUGAAGCCUUUUACUUUGUAUCAGUUUAAAGUAAGAGUCAUUAGACACAACACGAAUCAAACCAGUCUCUACAGUGAAUCUAUAGAAUGUUACACCAACGAAGAUGUCCCUGGCAAAGUCGAAGAGGUACAAUGGUUCUUGGGUAAUAAUACGAAGGUACGAAUCGCGUGGAAAGAACCAAGCAACGUGAACGGUAUCAUACAAAAUUAUUUCGUCGCGUAUACCAUGGACUUGACGGCGAUGUGGGGCAACGUGACUGUGCCCGGUAAUAAAACAUCAACGACCCUACCGAGUUUAGUGCCGGGCAAACAGUAUUUUGUUAUGGUACGAGCGGCGACGAGAGCUGGCUAUGGAAAACCAUCGGAUCCAAUCAUUAUUAUUACUGGCGGUGGUAGUUCUGGUGGUAGUCCUGGUGGUACCGGUGGUAGCGGUGGUGGUGGAGCGUCGCAAGUGCCCGAUCCAUCAGGCAAGGAGGAUAAGCCACCGCAAAACCCUAAGCCUGAUCAGAGUUUAGGUGUGAUUCUCGGAGUCAGCAUAAGCAUCGGAUUUAUCGCGAUAUGUCUAUGUAGUAUAUACUGUCGGAGGAAGUUCGAGAAUUCUCGCUCGUUGAGAAAUGGUGCUCAGCCUACGAAUGGGCGUGUACUAUCGCGAAACGGGAACGGAUGUUGCGCGGAGCAGUCCUCCACUUCCGUGAAUCAACAAGCGAACGCUACCUGUGCCUCGAACGAAAUUGAAUUGGCUGUGCUAUGCCCAUCAUCUCCGCUCGAAACGAAUCCCCAUUCCGAUGCAAAGGGUGCACAAUCUAAUGGAGUUUUUGAAAUUUGUGCGAAGGAACCCUUAUUGUCGCCAUGGGAGGUAAAUGGAGGCUCGAAAGAUGUUCAUAUUAUGGAAAACCCUCAGUACAAAAGAAGAGGCAGUUCCGCCUCAAAUAAUCAACAAGAAGAGGAGGAGGAAGAGGAGAAUGAACAAGAUUUAGAAGGCACGCAGCUCACAAUGGUCAAUUGUACUUUAGGCAGUAGCAGUAGCAGUUUAAAUAACAAUUCAGGAUGUCCGGACGGAGAGACUUCAUCAUCGCCAAAAGCCCCGUGUACAUCUGUUCCGGCUCUCGGACCAAAUGGCUGAAAAUGCAUCAGGCGAAACACUAAAGUGUUCAAUGCUUCGUAUCGAGGUAUGCAGUAAAUAGGAAUACCUCCUGGAAUUCUCCUGUUUCCUCCUCUCUUAUAGUUGACACGUCAAUCGUUCCGAAACAAUAUUGCGAGAAAGCAUGGAAAAAAACAAAUUUUCCCGCGAAAACGAAAGCAAUGUAAAAUUGCCACAACCUGACUAAGUUCGACGCGACUUGUGCAAGUAGAAAUAUUGUCUGACAUGCGAUCAGGGUAGAAAUUCGCAUCCGAUUUCAAGACGUUGGUCGCAUGUUAUGUAAAUAUUUACGAGCAAGAUACGUUUAUUGCCCGCGGAGAACAAGACAAAUGUCUGCGUAAGCAAUUUUCGAUAAAAGCAAGACGUUUCCCAAAUUCAUUGCUUUGCAUUAUUGACAUUCCUAACGUUGCAGUGCAUUGAUCAUGUAAACGAUAUUUGAAACGUUUGCCGGACUUAUUUGUGUGUACAUAGAUUAAUUCAAAAUAUUAUUUAAAGGGAUUUUG